GUACAAUCCAGAUCAUUUCGGGGCGGCAGAGAUAUCUUUUUCACAAAAGGUGGACCGUUAAUCCCAUUUCAUGAGAUUACGUGAAUCAGUUGUGCCGAAUCAAAUCAAGCCAGUACUCUUCGUAAACAGACUGCUUGGUAGUGACAGUAAUAUCUGCACCACAGGUGCACCGAUCGAUGUCGAAAGCUCAUUAAUGCAGGUUAGACAACUCAGUGUAGUUCGUUGUGCAUCGUGAUCGGAUUCUUAACAUUGCGAUCGUGAAUUUAAUAGGGGUUUAACGCGUACGCCACGAUUUUAAAGACAUGCCAUCAUGCAUGUAAUUGCAGUGAACGGAAUGCAGUGCCCUUGUACAAGCGUUCGGCAUCCCCCUUCUUCACGUUCACAGGUCAGUGACACCAUUGCGGGUGCAGUUUACUCAAUACACGUUUCCGCUGUCGGGCGAACCCUCUUUAUUAGUGCGUAUAUUGAGGACACCCUGCACGGUAUAUCAGGAAGCGUGUAUUGUGUUGACGUGUGUGUGAUCAAUGUACAUUGUGCCAUCGCGUGAACCUUCACUCUUCCAGUAAGUGGAAUUUUAACUGCUACAUUGUAGUAUGUGUGUGGUUAUAAAAGUUUCAAAAUGAACUAAAAUGUAACGCAAGUCACCGUGAAAAUGCCCUGACACAAAAAGUGACCACUCUGCUGUUUCAACCCAGUUGACCUUAGUGAUUGAAAAUGAACUGUGCAUAAUUUUUGGCGGAGUUGGAAUUGUCAUAUGAACAGUUCGCUUGGCUUUCAGUAUUCACUGUACAAUUUCAAUUUCAACCUUGUACAGGAGCAACCUUCAAGUGGCUAGUGGAAAAUGACUUGGGCUACUGCGCCUAUCUGGUGGCUACACUUGUGAAUGAGCCCAAAUCAUCGUCCUUCUUGAGUGUAAACAAGUUUGCAUUCAAGGAGUAUUUGGAGGCUUUUCCUGAGGGAGUGGAGGCGGUGGAGAUGAAAGCGGGAGAGGCCCCACGAAGAUCUGGCCGUCUUGCGAGCAAGCCCCGUCCCACUUUCAAGGAAGAGGAACUCACCAACGAAGAACUGAUGGAGGCCAUGGAGGAAUUUGACCCUGCCGAUGCUAUGGGACCAGGUUUUCAUUUCAUUCAGGCGACAAGGCUUCUGGAGGUGGUGGAGGUACCACUAGUCGCAGACAGCCGCCAUCUGCUAGCAGCAAGCCCCCACCCUCCUCCAGUAGAAGACCCCAAACAUCCCCCGGAUCUGAGAAGUACCUUGGUUGCACAGGCAGACAGGCAAGGUUGGUACAGUUUGGAGAAAAAAAAGAGUAAAACCACUAAUGAUACAUUCAUGAUGUACAAAAACUAA
Acanthaster planci (crown-of-thorns starfish) is the source of this 1347-nucleotide messenger RNA. RefSeq lists its product as uncharacterized. The record is from RefSeq and is a predicted model, not a curated record. Lineage: Eukaryota; Metazoa; Echinodermata; Asteroidea; Valvatida; Acanthasteridae.